Microcebus murinus (gray mouse lemur) is the source of this 4561-nucleotide messenger RNA. It is a transcript of the gene CYB561D1, whose product is annotated as cytochrome b561 family member D1. Gene Ontology annotation, molecular function: transmembrane monodehydroascorbate reductase activity. The record is from RefSeq and is a predicted model, not a curated record. Lineage: Eukaryota; Metazoa; Chordata; Mammalia; Primates; Cheirogaleidae.
GGCGUCCCGGGGGAGGAGCCUCUCCUGCAGCCGCCGCCGCCUCUGCAAUCGCAAACCCGGAAGACGGGCUCUGCCAGCGGGAGUGUGCGGGCCGGCCCGGCACGGCCAUGCAGCCUCUGGAGGUAGGUCUGGUUCCCGCCCCAGCAAGAGAGCCGAGACUGACCCGCUGGCUGCGGAGAGGCAGUGGGAUCUUGGCGCACCUGGUAGCUUUGGGCUUCACCAUCUUUCUGACUGUGCUGUCCCGGCCAGGAACCAGUCUUUUCUCCUGGCACCCUGUAUUCAUGGCCUUGGCGUUCUGCCUCUGCAUGGCUGAGGCCAUCCUACUCUUCUCACCGGAACACUCCCCAUUCUUCUUCUGUUCCCGAAAGGCUCGGAUCCGGCUCCACUGGGCAGGGCAGACUCUAGCCAUCCUCUCUGCAGCCUUGGGCCUGGGCUUUAUCAUCUCCAGCAGGACCCGCAGUGAGCUACCCCAUCUGGUGUCCUGGCACAGCUGGGUAGGGGCCCUGACACUGCUGGCCACUGGUGGCCAGGCACUGUGUGGGCUCUGCCUUCUCUGUCCCCGAGCAGCCAGGGUCUCAAAGGUGGCUCGCCUCAAGCUCUACCAUCUGACUUGUGGCCUGGUAGUCUACCUGAUGGCUACAGUGACAGUGCUGCUGAGCAUGUACUCAGUGUGGUUCCAGGCCCAGAUCAAAGGUGCAGCCUGGUACCUGUGUCUGGGACUGCCCCUCUAUCCAGCCCUGGUGAUCAUGCACCAGAUCUCCAGCUCCUACUUGCCAAGGAAGAAAAUGGAAAUGUGAAUUCCUCCGACUCUGAAUCCAGAUGGAACACUUGACUUGGACUUCAGUGGUUCCUUUGGUGACCUACAAGGGACCCACUUCAGAAGUGGUCAGGUUUUUGCACUUCUUUGUUGGGCCAGGAGCUGCAGAAACCCAAGCUGCUAUUGUUGAGGGAUAAUUCAGUGGACCAAAAAGGGGAAGUGUACUGGGUGCAAGUGGAAGGUGAUGGAGACCUUGAUCCUAAAGCCUUCACUCCUUGAUGGGAGAUAUAGAGUAUUGGGUGGUGGUGGUGAUGUGUUGGUGGUCAUUUCUUGCUUGUGUGCCUGAUGAAGAGUUGGGCUCCUAUAAAUUAUGAAUGGCAGCCAUGGAUAUUUGGGUCACUUUUGAGAAAGCAGUGUGAUAUAAUAUAGAGAGCCCAUAGGUCCUGUUUAUGGGUUAUGUCCUCUUAGGCUCUGUUGUGUGACCCUAGGUGAAUUCCAUAUCUUAAGACUCAGUUUUCUCUCUGUGAAAUGUUUCUAAAUGAUCCCUAAGUCUCUUCCAUCUCUAAUAUUCAGUGUCUAUCAGGUUGAUGAAACAGAACACCCUCCCAGCUCUGGACCGUGUGGACCACUUAGCAGACUCAGAAUGUAAUUCUUACAUUUAUUCUCCCUUUACUCCUCUGUAGGACAGGUCUGUCCUUCAGGCCCUUCAGAACUCUAUGCUGAUUUGGUCCCUCGACCAGGGCAGAAGGGGUCAGGCACUGUGGAGAGAGGUGAGGGUGUUCUGGACUCUAAGACAGUAAAGGCACUAAAGUCACUUUAAAAGUUUUAGAGGAGCAGGAGGGCAUUAGCUUCAGUAAGCCUAUGGCUCUUGGCUGGGCUGCUUAGCCCAGCUAAGGACUUCCUUUAGCCCACCUCAGGAUCUAGGCUUGAGGGCUGCAGAACCUAGGUCUGCUUCUUCCCCUGACAUCCAUUCUCAGGGCAUCUCGUGCUUUGCCCUUCCUAGGGCUCAGGUUCUUGCCUUAGCACAUAGCUUUGUGGAGCUAUUUCAAAGCUCUUAAUAAAGGUCAAGGAAGUGGGGUGGGGCUUUUCUAUCCAAGGAAAACAAAGUCUUCCUGGUUGCCCUUCUCCCCUUGUUAUCUAAGCUUUCCUCAGCUGUUGUCUUCUGCCAGCUUUUUGGCUCAAGAGGGCGCUGAGUUUGAUGCCAGCUGGCAAAUGAGGGGUGGGCCUUUUUCCUGCAGAGACCCCUCCUUGUUCCAGCUGAAAGUAGUUCCCCAGACUGCCUUUGGUGGUGAGGGCUGGAUGCCAGACUGGUUAGCUGUGGUCUGGCUCAGUGGGGAGAUGGGACCUCCAUAGCUCAUGGCAAGGUCUGAAGACAGCUGAGCCAGGAAAGCUGCUGCUGAGACAGCUCACAGGGAACUCUGGGAGGCCUGGGGUGUAGGGCUGGGGCUCCAGCUCCCAGGAGUACGGGGAGGUGUUUCUAUGUGUCAGUAUUUUGGAUGUCCCAGGUCUUCUGAAGAUUUGGGUCCUCCUCUCUGGGUAGCUCAGAAGUAAGGAGGUUAAUGUGAUUCAGUAGUACAGGAAUGGGGAUGGCAAGGGCAGAAGUGGCCUCUCAGUGUACCUCACUAUGCCCCUCCUGGGUGAGACUGCAUCUCCCAGGAGCUCUCUAGACAAUGAGCAUCUAAAGGAGGCUCCGGUUGUGCAGAGGGGUGAAUUUUCCUGUCUCUUUCAUUGCUGUCUCUCCCCUCUCAAACUAUCCAAUGUGGUGUGAACAUGGAAGAAAUGGUUACUGGGGCUGUGUGGAGGAGCGUCUCACCUAGGGUGGUCACUUUGAUCCAGGGAUUCAAUCUCCUCUCUUCGCAUCGCGGCCAGUGUUGGAUGUCUCACCCUAUCUGCAGCUGGGUAGGAGGGCCAGGUUAAGUGCACCAGCUCCCUCUGAGAGCAAGCAGGCAGUGCGUAAAGCCGGAGCCUGCCUGAGGUGUUGCCUCCUCCCAGGUGGUGCGGGGGCUGAUGGGCGGGCAGGCGUGCUGACAGCCGGCAGUUUGCGUGGGCUGUGCCAUCUGAUGUCUAUUCCCAGCCCUGGGAGGAAGGGGGAGUCAUUUUUAUUCUGCAGGAGGAAGGGCCCCCAGCUGUCGCCUCUCUGACCAGCAGGCCUGGAUCAGGGGCACAGGGUAGAGAAGGGGGCACAAGUGGUCUCCUCCUGCUUAGCCAGGUCGGACUGCAGUAUAGAGAGUAAGUCACCAGGGGGGGCCCUUCCUGGCAGGCUGGAUUGUAGGGGGAACUUCCCUCUUCUCCUGUCUUUCCAUUUCUCCCUCCAUCACCACCUGCCCUCACAUCCUGGGGCAGCAGCUGGACAACCAUUAGACCUCAGUGCCAGGGCCCUCGUCCUCCAGCUGGGAUCUCAGUGGCUACCAGCUGCCUGUGCCUCCUGCUGGUGUGUUCCCUCCUCCCCACACCUACUAUUCCGCACCUCCCUGUAUCUCCCAAUGUCUGUGGUAUUUGUUGGGCUUCUCAGCAAGGAGGCAGAAGCCUUGCAGGAGCAGCAAAUGGCUGGGGUUUUUUGCCCUUGUACCCUGGCCAAGGAAAGCUGCUAGUAGUCAGCCUGUUUUGCGUUUUAAAAAAAAAGUGCAGAAAAAAAAUUUGUGUGUCAUUUGCACAAAUUUUCAUAUCAAGCUCACUAAGCCUUGAUUCGAAAUUUGAUUAUAUUCCAAGUUUGAUUAUAUUCAGACUCAACCUUGAGGACAUUAGAAAUAUAGAUGGGUUUUGUAUCCAAAUCUGAAUGAUAAUGAGAUUACUCUUCUGGGUUUGAAUACCCUUCCCAAGCCCAGAUCUUUCCUGUAACCACCCUUAGCCAUGGCUGGGUGUGGUGUCAAAUGGCAGGAGCUGUGUCUAGGGAAGUCUUCCAGCCUCACCUUGGCUUUUCAGCUGCAUCAAAGGUAGGCUGCUGUCACUUGCCAGCCUGUGCCUCCUCUCUCCCCACCCUUCACAGGGCAGACUACCCUUCUCCGCUCCUUGACACCGGCCUGUCCCUUCUUUCUCAUUGUCCCCUGUUUAUAGCUGCUUUGGGUCUUGUUUUUAAAACCUCACUGUGGGAGAUCCAGGCAUCCUCCCUGAGCCAACUGGCUGCUGUGCCAAGGCCUGUUCAGAGUUAAUAAUAAUCAUUAGCUGAAUGGCGGUAGAGUCUUUCAGCUCCAGAUCUCUAAGCACUUGCAGGCUGAGUCAGCCAGCCCUCCCAGUCACCCUAUUCCUGGGCUGUGGAGUGUAACAGAAUGGAGAGGCACUGUGGGAGGGGAGGGAGUUUAGGAGUCUUGCUGCCUAGCCACGCCUUGAGGCUUCUCUCCUCUGGGAAUGCGCACUGAGAGUUCUUUGCACCUGACAAAGAUCAAGGUAUGGAGAGAACACAGUAUAUGCUUAGCUGAGACUAGUGGUGGCAGUGACAGCGGUUGUCCGUGAACCUCUAGUACUCCUGCUCUUCUGUUUACCUGUCUUGUCUUCCAUGGGCACCCCUGGUUCUGAUGCCUCAACCUCAGCAUUUCUGGUGCCCCUUGUAAGCCUAAGUGCCCCUGAUGCCCCUGUGUCUGGUUGGCAUAAAGACCCAGUGUAUCAUGAAAUGAAAGGUGCAUUGGCCUGGGAGCUGAGAAACCUGCUAUAUGGGUUUACUUAGUCCCUAACACUGGUGUGGUUGUGGACAAACCACUUGCUGCUUGACCUACCUCACAGGGAUGUUGUGAGGGUUACAUGAGAGAACGAAUGUUAACAGACAUUGGAAAAUUCAAAGCAUUAAACAAAUGUAAACAUGUGGUAUUA